AUGACAUUUGCUCUUGAGAGAGAACGUCGUCAAACUGCUGGCAAUCGUCUAAAGCGUUUACUCGAACAACAAGAGGAUCCAGAUGAUGAAUUUUAUGGUACAGCUUAUGGUGGUUUUCUUGAUGAAGAAGAAGAUAAUGAUUAUCGUUCGGAAGAAUCUGAAGAAGAUGUUGUAGAUUCAGAUUUUGAUCAAGAUGAUGAAGAACAACAGCAAGGCGAAGAUGAACAAGAACAAAUAGAUACAAAUAAAAAGCGAAAAACUGAUGAAGAUAGUGAUGAUGAUGGCACAACAAAACGUAAAAGAAAAAAGAUUAUAUACCAAGCACAAAGUCUUCAACAAGAAUUAAAAGCUAAAAAAAAAGAAGAACAAGAAGAAGCAGGAGAAUCAAAAUUAAUUCGACAACAACAGAAGAAAGAAAAUGCACCGAAAAUUGAGGCUAAAACAUUACGUAAAUCAACUAGUGUUAAACGAGUUGAACUUGAAAAAAGACAAAAAGAACGACAAGAACGCCGUGAUUAUCUCAAAGGUGUUGCAUCAUUAAGAAAUACUCGAGAAGUAAGAAAACUUACACAAGAAGAAUUACUUGAAGAAGCUAAAAUAACUGAGGAAAUUAAUCUUGAAUCGUUAGAGGCAUAUCAACAAAUUGAAUUAAAGAAAAAAGAAAUAAAACGUAUGAAAUUAAUACAAGAAUGUCCGCGUAUUUGUACAAGUUCAAUGACAAUUUUAAAUGAACCAAAUGAUCAAUGGAAUGAUCUACUUGAUGAAAGUUAUCAAAUUGAAUCUAUACCGGAACGAUGUUCACGUACAUUUGUUUCAUUUACACAUAUUCAAACAUAUAAUGAAACAUUUUCAAAAUUAAAUUCAUCCAAUCAUCAUUAUCGUCGUUUAUGCCCAAUAACAGGAAUGCCAGCACAAUAUUUUGAUCCAAUAACACAAAUGCCUUAUGCUACAUUAGAAGCAUUUAAAAUUCUUCGACGUAUUUAUGCAGAAGAAAUGAAAAAGCAAAAACGAACAACAUCAGUUUUAAUCGAUGCUCAGAAAGAUGUUAAUCUAAAUAUUCUUCGUUAA
This is a messenger RNA of Rotaria sp. Silwood1, 1068 nucleotides long. The record is from the annotation of a GenBank genome assembly. NCBI's taxonomy places the organism in Eukaryota, Metazoa, Rotifera, Eurotatoria, Philodinida, Philodinidae.